Drosophila kikkawai is the source of this 3464-nucleotide messenger RNA. RefSeq names its product prosaposin (gene Sap-r). The record is from RefSeq and is a predicted model, not a curated record. Gene Ontology annotation, cellular component: lysosome. Gene Ontology annotation, biological process: sphingolipid metabolic process. Lineage: Eukaryota; Metazoa; Arthropoda; Insecta; Diptera; Drosophilidae.
CAAAAACAGUCACACUGCUAUAAAAUUUUAGUAACAACUCAGCUUGUUCGUUACAUUAUUUAAUAUUUGCACUUGCAUUCGUCGCCUCGUCCAGAUAUAAACCCGUGCUUAACUCCGCCGACUUUCCGCCCCGAUAAAAGUUAAAACCGAGAAGAUGCAGCGCGCUGGCCUCCUGGCCAUUUUGGCACUCUUCUGUGCCUUCGGCUGCUUUGCCGCUGCCACGCCCCUUGUGGGAUCCAGCAAAUGCACCUGGGGGCCCUCGUAUUGGUGCGACAGUCUCAGCAAUUCCAAGGAAUGCCGUGCCACCCGCCAUUGUAUUCAAACCGUGUGGGAGACCCGUGAGGUGCCCGUAGAUACAGAUUCGAUCUGUCAGAUAUGCAAGCACAUGGUCACGCAGGCACGCGACCAACUGAAGAGCAACGAGACCGAGGAGGAACUCAAAGAGGUCUUUGAGGGCUCCUGCAAGCUGCUGCCUGUUAAGGUUGUGCAAAAGGAGUGCAUCAAGUUGGCCGAUGAUUUCCUGCCCGAGUUGGUUGAGGCCUUGGCUUCCCAAAUGAACCCAGAUCAAGUUUGCUCUGUGGCCGGACUUUGCAACAGUGCCCGCAUAGAUGAGCUGAUGAAGAAGGCCUAUCAGGCGGUCCUCGACGGUACUUUCAAGGAUGAGGACUUCGACGACAGCUCUAAGGAGACCGAGGUGUCCCUGAAGCCCAAUCAACUGUCCUGCGGCAACUGCAACCUGCUCUCCCGCAUGAUGCAGUCGAAAUUCGCUGCCUACAAUCGCGAUGACAUGGUGGAGCAGUUCCUCCAUGUGUGUGGUUCUCUCUCCAGCUUCUCGGAUGCCUGUGCCAACAUUGUGCUGACCUACUUCAACGAUAUUUACGAUCAUCUCAGCAAGCACUUGGACACCGAUGCCGUCUGCCAUGUGUCGGGAGUGUGCGCCUCCAAGUACCAUCAGCAUGAGGAGGAUAAGCAGAAGCCCCAGGAGGCUUUGGUUGCUCUGGAUGCCGGCGAUGACAUUCCCUGUGAGCUGUGCGAGCAGCUGGUGAAGCACCUGCGCGAUGUUUUGGUGGCCAACACCACGGAGACGGAGUUUAAGCAGGUUCUGGAGGGAUUCUGCAAGCAGUCGCGUGGAUUUAAGGAUGAGUGCAUCAGCAUUGUGGACCAGUAUUACGAUGUGAUUUACCAGACGCUGACCAACAAGCUGGAUGCCAAUGGAGCCUGUUGCAUGAUUGGUAUUUGCCAGAGGAACUCUGCGCAGAAGGAUGCUCCUAUUAUGCCCCUGCUGCCUGCCAUUGAGCCCGCCCAGGUAAAGAUCACCAUCGAGAAGCUGGAGAAGCACGAGCGCAAGCAGCUGGGUGCCAAUGAGCCCAAGUUCACCCAGCAGCAGAUCCAGGACAUGCAGCUGCCCAUCGAUCACCUGAUGGGUGCCCAGAACCCCGGCUCCCUAGUUAAUGGUGGCGAGCUUUGCACCAUUUGCGAGUACCUGCUGCACUUCAUCCAGGAGACCUUGGCCACCCCGUCCACCGAUGACGAGAUCAAGCACACCGUGGAGAAUAUUUGCAGCAAACUGCCCCAGGGUGUGGCCGGUCAGUGCCGCAACUUUGUGGAGAUGUACGGCGAUGUGGUGAUUGCCCUGCUCGUCCAGGGACUGAACCCGCGCAGCGUGUGCCCCAUGAUGCAGAUGUGCCCGCAUAAUCUGCCCAAGAGCGAGGACGUGGAGGUGUUCCACCCAAAGCCCGUCAACGAUGAGCAGGAUGCGCCCACCUGCCCCUUGUGCCUCUUCGCCGUGGAGCAGGCCCAGGCCAAGAUCCGUGACAACAAGUCCAAGGACAACAUCAAGAAGGUUCUGGAUGGCCUGUGCACUCACCUGCACAACAAGCUCAAGGGCGAGUGCGUGGACUUCGUGGAAACCUACUCCAACGAGCUGAUCGACAUGCUGAUCACCGACUUCAAACCCCAGGAGAUUUGCGUGCAGCUUAAGCUUUGCCCCAAGUCCAAGGACACGCUUGCCGACAUGGGCAUUAGUCUGGAGGAUGAGAUUGAUGGCGAGGACACCUCCAGCAGCGAGGAGGAGGGCGACCAUUUCAACGAUAUCGAAACUUUGGGUGAACUGCCGCCUCAGCUCGCCUUCGAUGAAGGCUUGAAGGCCGCACCAAAUUGCCUGAUCUGUGAGGAGCUGGUGAAGACCGUCGAGAAGAAGAUGGGCAAGCAUCCCACGCGGGAGAGCAUCAAGAAGAUCCUGGACCAGGAUUGCGACAAGUUGAGGAAGCCCGUGUCCGCCAAGUGCCACAAGAUUGUUGAGAAAUACGGCGACACCAUUGCCGAUCUGCUGCUCAAGGAGAUGGACCCCAAGCUGAUUUGCACCGAGCUGGGACUGUGCCUGAUCGCCGACAUGGAUGACUUGGAAAUGGACGAGGCUUUGAAGUACGAUGUGAUUGCCCUGCCCCACAAGAACGAAGAGGUCAAGGAGCCGCCCACUUGCGUGCUGUGCGAGUUCAUCAUGACCAAGCUGGAGGCCGACCUGAAGAACAAGACCGAGCAGGAUGACAUCAAGCGGGCUAUAUUGGCAGUGUGCGACCGCCUGCCAGCCACUAUUCGCAAGCAGUGCGACACCUUUGUCGAGGGUUAUGCCUCUGCGGUCAUCGAUCUGCUGAGCAAGGUGCCGCCCAAGGAGGUGUGCCAGAAGCUGCAGCUCUGCUUUAGUCUAGCCAUCACCGACGAGGUGGUGGAAUGCGGCGUAUGUCAUGGCAUCACCCAGGUGCUGUUGCCAUACCUGCGCGAAGAGGAGAACAAGGAGGCCACAGCCCUGCAGAUGACAUCGACGGCCUGCGAGAACUUGCCAGCCAAGUACUACAAGAUUUGCUCUGAGAUGAUCUCCAUUUAUGGCAACAGCAUCAAGAACCUGGCCAAGCGCUCCUAUGUGGACCAGGCUCAUGUGUGUGCCGAAAUUGGCAAGUGCUUUGACAGCGAGAGGUCUUCGCUGGCCUUUGCCAGGCUUACAGCCUAAAAUCGUCGUUCAAUUGAGUGAUUUGUUGUGAUGCGUGCAAGAGACAAGGAGUAGAGGGAUUAGGAAGAGGAGGAGAAGGAGGCGGCCCACGCUUUAUAUAUCGCAUAUACCUUUUACAUAUAUCUGUUUAUACAUUCUUUAACGAUUUACUGUAAAUGAACGACCAUUACUUACCUUUGUUUCCGUACCCUGUUUUGGCUAUAAAUUUUUUAGGAGAAUUUGUGAUGAAACUGAUUUUUAACCGGGCUGAAAAUAAAGUGAAACUUAACUGAAACGAAAAACUAAAAUUAACCCUAAGCAGUAACCCUAAAUCGUACUACAAAUUAGCGAAAUCAAAAGCCACUAACUUUGUAUGUCAGUCAGUUAAGCAGUGUGUGUAGUUUAAGUAUAUCAAAGAAAACUGUGUAAAAUACAAACAUUGAUCUUAUAUAAAUCAUAAAGAAAAUCUAAACAUAAA